Dermacentor silvarum is the source of this 1343-nucleotide messenger RNA. RefSeq names its product sulfotransferase 1C2A. Gene Ontology annotation, molecular function: sulfotransferase activity. Gene Ontology annotation, cellular component: cytoplasm. Bases 133 to 1134 code for a protein of 333 amino acids. The record is from RefSeq and is a predicted model, not a curated record. The transcript is spliced from 2 exons. NCBI's taxonomy places the organism in Eukaryota, Metazoa, Arthropoda, Arachnida, Ixodida, Ixodidae. Gene Ontology annotation, biological process: sulfation.
AACAGAUGUAUUGACCGAUACUCCCUUGGGUGCCUUUGUCGAGCACGUACUCCUACGUGCGGUGCCGCGCAAAAGGCAGGGCCAUAUUAUCUGAAGGCCAAACUUGGUGUUUGCAGUUCAUCGGUAGCGGCCAUGUCGACCGCCCUUGACACGCCAUCGCCUUCCACUGUUACGAAGUCUCGCAGACCUUUCUACCGUAUGAUCGACGGUGUCCCAAAAUGUGCCUGGUUGGACCCGGACAUUUAUCGAGAGAACAGCACCUUCCGCGCUGCAAAGGGCGACGUGGUACAGAGUUCAUUCCCAAAGAGUGGAGCGCACUGGGUACAGUACGUCACGCAGCUCAUCCUGAAAGGUGGCGAACCGGUGAAUUCCUACGACGAGUUUGCAUGCAACGGCCAUUUUUUGGAGUACGUGAGGCACGACGGAUGGAAACCAGCAUUACCAAUGAGACUGUUUUACACGCACCAAAUGUUGAAGCCGAACACCUUGAGUGAAGAUGCGAAGUACGUGUACGUUGCACGAAAUCCGUGGGACGUCUGCGUGUCUCUGUAUCACGCAAUGACGGAACUAAGCGUGUGGCGCUUUCAAGACGCAACCUUCGACGAGCUUUUUGACGCUUUCCUCGAAACGGACUUCGGUUACGGGAGCUACUUCGAGCAUGUGGCUUCGGGUUAUGCACUGAAAGAUAAACCGAACGUUUUUUUCCUAACAUACGAGGAACUUAAGAGGGACACUCGUGGUAUGGUUUUGAGGCUGGCGCAUUUUCUCGGCGAUCAGCACGGAAAAUUUCUAGAUGAGAACGAAGUGCAGCUGAACAAAAUAGUGGAGUUGUCCAAGCCCGAACACACGCGGAAAGUUAUUCUCGUUGAUCUUCAGGCAAGUCAUUCGCCGGAAAUUGAAAAUCUUAUCCGCAGGAACCAACUUUCAUGCAAAACAGGAUAUGAUGGAGACACAAGAAAGUACAGCCUCGUCAGAGAAGGAAAAGUUGGGGGAUGGAUAAAGCACUUCUCACCACAGCAGCUGGCACGUUUAGAGAAGAAGAUACAGGAGGAACAGGAGGUAUCUUCUUUCAUGGAGCUGUGGAAAGACAUUCGUGCUGCAGCACUGGAAAUAUCUUCGCCUAUACGUUCAUAAAGACAUGCUGAAGUGGGAUGCCCUGUCCUUUUUGCCAUAAUGCAUGAUCUCAAUUAUCUUUUGAGCACUAUUACCAUGGCCUAGUAGCGCUGCUGCUUGUUUAGGGAACGUAAAAAUGUACCGCGAAAAAAAGGACCUAUUUUGUAGUUUUGGAGCUUCGAAAUACGAUGUUCUGCUCCCAGAGUGGUGUCUUAUAAUAAAAGUAAUUU